Molecule: messenger RNA, 1440 nt
Organism: Verticillium nonalfalfae
Lineage: Eukaryota; Fungi; Ascomycota; Sordariomycetes; Glomerellales; Plectosphaerellaceae
Exons: 5
Coding region: 1-1440 (479 amino acids)
Biological process (GO): substituted mannan metabolic process
Molecular function (GO): carbohydrate binding; mannan endo-1,4-beta-mannosidase activity
Source: RefSeq, a predicted model, not a curated record
AUGCGGUCAAUUGCUUUCUACCUCCAGUUCGCGCUCGCCGCGGCGGCAAUCGUCAAGCGAUGCCCUCAGCAGCCCGAGGAGCCUGGCACGGGGAACGCGACAAAAGUGUAUGAGGCCGAAGAUGCUACACUAGUCGGCAGCACAAGGGUCGCGACCGAACUCGCUGGUUUCACUGGCACUGGCUACGUAACUGGCUUCGAGGGACCCAACGACAAGCUCACCUUCACUGUUACGAGCGCGAAGCAAGGCCUCUACGACCUUACCAUCCGCUACGCCGGUAUCUACGGCAACAAGUAUACCAACAUUGUCCUCAACAACGGCGGCACUGAGCAGGUCUACCUUCCCGAGACCACUGACUUCCAGAAUGCUGCUGGCGGACAGGUGCUUUUGAAUGCUGGCGACAACACUAUUGACAUCCUGACCCACUGGGGAUGGUACCUCAUCGACUCGAUCACCAUUGCACCCACUGCCCCUCGCGGACCGCACAACGUCAACGCCAACCUCGUGAACCCCAAUGCCGACGCCCCGACCAAGGCCCUCUACAGCUACCUCCGCUCCAUCUACGGCAAGAAGAUCCUCUCAGGUCAACAGGAGCUCGAAUGGGCCGACUGGCUCCAGCAGCAGACUGGCGAGACCCCGGCUCUUCUCGCGGUUGACCUCAUGGACUACUCUCCUUCCCGUGUCGAGCGUCAGGGCCAGGUCGCUACCACUGUCGAGGACGCCAUCGAGUUCCACAACCGCGGCGGUAUUGUCUCGGUGCUUUGGCACUGGAACGCGCCCGUUGGUUUGUACGACACCCCGGAGCAACGCUGGUGGAGCGGUUUCUACACGGCUGCCACUGACUUCAACGUGGCUACUGCUUUGGCCGACACAACCAACGCCAACUACACGCUUCUGAUCCGUGACAUUGAUGCCAUCGCUGUUCAACUCAAGAGGCUCGAGGAUGCUGGUGUUCCCGUACUCUGGCGCCCACUUCACGAAGCCGAGGGCAAGUGGUUCUGGUGGGGUGCCCAGGGCCCCGAGCCCGUCAAGAAGCUGUGGAACAUUCUGUAUGAGCGCCUCGUCAACCACCACGGUAUCAACAACUUGAUCUGGGUGUGGAACUCUGUUGAGGCGGACUGGUACCCAGGUGACGCGACGAUCGACAUCCUCAGCGCAGACGUCUACUCCCAGGGCAACGGCCCCAUGUCCGGCUUGUACAAUCAGCUCGUCGAGCUAGGCAACGAUAAGAAGCUGAUUGCGGCAUCGGAGGUUGGCGCCGCGCCGCUUCCCGAUCUUCUACAACUUUACGAGGCUCACUGGCUAUGGUUCGCCGUGUGGACCUCGCCCUUCAUCAACGAUCCUGCGUGGAACAGCCUCGAUGUUCUUCGUGAGGUUUACGGCAGCGAUUAUGUUCUGACGCUGAGCGAAAUCCAAGGAUGGCAGGCAGCACAUAGCUGA